GACUAGGGUCGGGAAUUCAAAAUUCAGUCGCUAAACAAAUCUUCUUCUCUUCUCUUUCAUCCCCAACUUCCACUUGUGCUACCUUUUUCCGCUCCAGUCCAUUCCAGUACCAUUCCAUACGCAGGCAGCAUUCUCGUUUCCAUCUCUCGAGUACCUUUUUCUUAUCGCAAGCAAGAUUUCACAGAGUCCUCCAAGAUCAACAGCCAUGUUCGAUCCGCAGAAUUUCGUGGAUUUGCGAGGGGAUCCAAGUUUCGGGGAGGACUCCAAAUCGUGGCUUUCUGGUCCUCCAAACUCUUCCCCAACUCACUCCCAAUUAACCAGCUCCCAGAUUGCCGCCCACUGUGCCGCCGCCGCAUCUACUUCCAAUGGCGGUGGAAAUGGCAACCUCCAUCGUGUUCUCUUCAACGAUCUGGUCGAGAUCGUCCCUCUUGUUCAGUCCCUCAUCGACAGGAAAGCCAGCAGUUCUUUUACGCGGCGGGGUUCAAUAGUAUAUACCAAGACGCCUUCCAGAGAGUCUUUGUCCAAAAAGGUGAUUGAUCGUAGGAAUAGGAAUACAACUCAAUCUAUUCCUGCCAAAAAGAAAGGGGAUCGUGGAGAUAAGGAUGAAAGUAAGAGUGUUGGAAAUACUCAAGAUGCCAGCGACUUCACAGUGUUUACCUCAAGGGCUUUUGCUGCCGACAAUAACACAGAUGAGUUAAUCACAUUGAGGGAACAAGUGGAAGAUCUGCAGAAGAAGUUAUCCGAAAAAGACGAGUUAGCAAAAUCAUUGGAGAUAUCAAAAAGCCAGAAUGAUGCAAUUCAAGCUGAGUUAAAUGAACUGAAACAGCAGGUUUCUGAAAAGGAGUCUUUAAUAAGGUCCCAUCAAGUGCAACUCUCUGAUGCCAAGAUAAAACUGGCAGACAAGCAGGCAGCACUAGAGAGGAUUCAAUGGGAAGCAAUGACAUCGAACAAAAAGGCUGAGAAGCUUCAGGGAGAGCUGGAUUCCAUUCAAGGAAACAUCUCGUCAUUGAUGCUGUUAUUUGAAGGCUUGACAAAGUGUGAUAUGUCAGCACUCAGUGAAGAUUAUGACAGCAAGCCAACAUAUUUAGACUAUGAUCCUGACAUUGACGAUUUGGACGAUACGGACAUUAGGGAAAUGGAAGAGGCACGCAUAAGUUACAUUGCAGCUGUUGCUGCGGCGAAAGAAAAGCGUGAUGAGGAAUCCAUUAUUGCAGCUGCGCUUGCUAGACAACACCUUCAGUUUCUACUUUGUAAGCCUAGUGCUGCAAAUCCAUUCAAGAAACUGACCAAUGCUAUGGCUUCUGAUUCUUCUUCAAGCAUAGUACCUGUGCGCUAGGGUCUUCUUAUUCGGUUGUAAGCUAUAACUAACAGAUUGUCUGUUUCCGAAGCUGUGGGAGUGUUUCAUUUUCAUAACUUGUGGGUGUUUUUAGAAGUAUAGUGUGGUUAGUGUGCAAAGUUAUUGUGUUGAUGGUGCUAAUCUGUUUAAUCCACAUACUUAUUGAAAUCUUCAGCUUGCAAAAUUAUUGAACAGAUCAGUUUUACUAUGUGUAGAAGAGAGUACAUUGUGAUUGAUGUAUUCCGAGUUCUGAUGAUAAGAAAAUGAAGGGGACAAAAAAAAAAGAAAUCCUGUUGGAGGAUUACUGUAGCACUAGCCUGUCCUAUUCCUAUAUAGCUCAUGUAGAAGAAGCAUGUCAAAGGUAAGCAACAAGAAGGGGAUCUCAGUCGAUGGAGUUUCUUCGAAAUCUACAGCACUGGAAACGAGCACAAUUCAUCCUGUGCUUCCGCAGGUGAAAGUUGUCUUCUGGUUUUGGCAUUUGUACUGGGCUCCCUACCAUCUCUUCCCACUGCAAUACAGGGAAGGAAAAGGAGCCAGAGCUGGAGGACUGCGAAUUGUCUCUGCUGCUGCCGGAUUCGGCGGCAGCGGAGGUCCCGAAUUGGUUUCUGUCUAUCUCCCCCAAUGGAUGCCGCCUGAAGCUGCAGUUCUCUUCUCCCUAUAAGAAGAGGAAAUGAAUGAAACAAAACAAGGUAGGCAAUGAUGGAUGGAGUUCUACUAACUAAUGUGCUUGUGUCAUAUACAUGUUCCACCUGCUGAGAAUGAAGCACCUCUGGUUUUACACUUGACCCAACAAUGCCAUGCUGAUGAGCAGUUGGCAAUGGUAACUUCUCCUCCCAUCUCCCUUUCCCUGCUGCUGCUGAUGAUGAUUCAUCCCUCCUACCAUUUUCCUGAUUGCCAUAAUUCAACUAAUUGGAAAAGCAAUAUAAAGCGACAGUUAUCCAACAACAAACAGAAGUCCUUGGAUCGCAAGGUAAAAGCUGUUUCAAAGGAAGGAAAAGAGUAUUGUUAAGUUAAG
Molecule: messenger RNA, 2351 nt
Organism: Linum tenue
Lineage: Eukaryota; Viridiplantae; Streptophyta; Magnoliopsida; Malpighiales; Linaceae
Source: the annotation of a GenBank genome assembly